Dendronephthya gigantea is the source of this 1658-nucleotide messenger RNA. RefSeq lists its product as uncharacterized. The record is from RefSeq and is a predicted model, not a curated record. The transcript is spliced from 5 exons. Lineage: Eukaryota; Metazoa; Cnidaria; Anthozoa; Malacalcyonacea; Nephtheidae. Bases 1 to 1476 code for a protein of 491 amino acids.
AUGAGAUCCAAUCUACAGAAUAAACUAUGUAUCGUUAUCAUUCAUUUACUACUUCAUGAAUGUCUUUUAGUAAGUCAAGCAUAUUUUAUGGAAGGUGUAAGUUUUGAAGUGCGAACAAUCACAUCUGAUUCGUUUGAAAGUGAAGUGAUUGAAAGUGACGAUGCGUGGAUAUUGGCGAUCAAAGGAACAAAGGUUUCAGAGGAAAAAUGGCAAACAGAAGAAAAUCUUUUACGCGGUGUCGUUAACGUAGCGUUUGUUGAUUUAGACGAAGACGAAGCGUUCUGGUUGAAAAAGAAUAUGAUCCUGGAUAGAGACGCAGCAAUUACUCCGCUUGCUAUUGUUUUUCCUUACGGCGGAGAGAAAAUAAAGAAAAAGAAGUACAAACAUGUAAAUAGCGUGAACGAAGCAAAGCACAUUGCUUUAUCAUCAUUAUCCGAAUAUAAAAUCACUUGGUUAAGAAGUAAAAUGGGAGUGGAACAAUUUAUCAGAGCUGCAUACACUUCAUGGCCGCCCCGUUUUCCUCUCGUCUUGACUACAGAGAAAAAGAUAACGCCGCCAUUAUACAGAGCACUUUCACUCAAGUAUUCCAGGUAUUUCAAUUUUGGCAUCGUGCACAGCUCUCUGGCGCAAAUUGCAAUGGGGUUACCAAAAAAAGUAAAGGUACCGCGCAUGGAUAUUCUCAUCUCCAAAUUAGCACCAAAUAACACUAAGAUGGAUAUGGCUGCAUUGACGUACGAAGUCGAAAAAUAUGGCCCGGUGCAGUAUCGUUAUCUCAUACGAUUUUUAUUCUCUGCGCACGAGAAACACUGGCCCGAUCUGCCCGGAUCUAAAAAGUUUACCGAAGAAUUAGGAUUUGAGGAACACUACAAAGAAGAUAUUAGCAAGAUUUUUGCAAACCCUGUUGAUAAGUCAAAAUCAAAGAAUUGGGGAAGAAUGUAUACUCCUAAGAUACAAGAAAUAAAUUAUGAUAAUCAUAAGACAAUAUGUGAUGACUCCACACCUGGAUAUUGUGUUGUUGCGUUCCUUGAUGGGGCGCCAAAACUGCAUAAGAAACACUCGACUGUGUUCGCAGGAGUUCGUGAUGCAAAAAACCUUCAAGAAAAGGUUUUGAAUUUUUUGUGGAUAAACGCAACAUGCUAUCCUGAAUAUGGUUCAACAUUUGGUGUGGAUACAGACUCCUUACCAGCUCUCCUUAUAGCCAAACCCCAUCGACGAUAUUUUGUUAAGCAUUCUGGAAAAUUUAACAAGGAUUCCAUCGUCGAGUUCAUCGAGAAAUCUCUAUCAGGAAGAUUGAACUAUAGUCCUUACUCAAGAUUUGAUGACCUUGAACGAAGAAUAUGUUCCGACCAAGGAAUGGGAAAUGAAACAACGGAAGAUCCAGAUUUAAAACAAGAUGAAGGAAAAGAUACAGAGAAGAAAGAGAAGGAAAAACAGACGAUUGGAAAAAAAGGACGUAAAAUUGACGAAGAUUUGUAACCACAAUCAUUCAGAGAAUCAGUGUAUUGUCAACACUCGCUAUAACCCUCCGUUUCUUUCAACUCUGAUUCUGCGAUGGCUAAAAAUUUGUCAAACAACGAAUUCAAUAAAUAGAGGCUUUUACUAUAAUUCAUCUUUGAUUAUAAAAAUUCAACAAUGUAAGAAUUAACCGUAUAAAUACA